Molecule: messenger RNA, 1170 nt
Organism: Photinus pyralis (common eastern firefly)
Lineage: Eukaryota; Metazoa; Arthropoda; Insecta; Coleoptera; Lampyridae
Exons: 7
Coding region: 184-768 (194 amino acids)
Source: RefSeq, a predicted model, not a curated record
GACAACGCCCUCGUAUCGUAUUCGUAAUUCGUACAUUUUGUGGUUAUGAAUUGCUAGUGUCACCACGUGCCUGUUGUCUAUUUCAUUAAUUAAUAAUUGAACGAAUCAAGUGAUCAAAAAAGUUGACAUUGUUUAUAUUUUCAACUGUUCAUUUGGAUGUUACGUACAUUACUAUGACCUCGAAUGACCUAUACCUACAUAUUAUUUAGUUUGUCUUCAUUUCUUGAUGAUGAUGAUUCUUCAGAAGGUAGUACGUCAGAUGCCACAGAAAAGGAAAACAUACCAGAGUUCCCCGAAAUGCUUAUAAACGAAGAUUCAUUUAAUAAACACCGUCCGAUUAAAAUACUGUCGAAUGUUCAAGUACAUAGAAGUGCCACACCAUCUCGAAGUCCUAGUACAACAACAUGUUCCAAUACCCCUACUAGUAGGCGAAACGAUGAUUCCCAAACCAUAACUCAAGCCGCGACUAAUUAUGACGACUGUGAUAGUGGAGUUUUAGUGAAAAACAGUCAGUUAAAUACACUGGUGAAAUACAUAGUAAGCAAUAAUAAAUUGAUAAAGCAACAGCAAGAAGCCAUUGCCGAGUUAACAAGUAAAGUUAACGCACUUCUUGAAAAGAGCAGCGAUAAUGUUCAGGCUAUACAAACGUGUGCCCAGUGGAAGGAAAGAAAAACAAAAUUAUUUCCUAUUACAGAGGUUGACCAAGUAAACCAAAUUGAAGAGCUUUUGACUGAACAUGAGUUUCAAGAAUAUCUGGUAAACAUUUAACAAUUUAACAUCAUUUUCACAUGUUUAUCAAUAAACGUUUAAUUUAGAUUCAAACAUGGUCCACAGAGGGAGGCAAAACCGUCAAUGAAUGCGUCAGAAAAAUUAUGCCCUUGGUGAUUACAGACGGAGUUGGAAUAGCAUUUAGUUACCAUGGUCAUAAACAGAAGAAGGAUUUCUCAAAAUAUAAAUUAUUGAAUAGAACUAUUAUUGAAAGUGUAAAGUUAAAUAAUAAUAACGCCACUUCGAAAGAAGUCGAAUUACAAGUAGCUGUCUGGCUCACCAAGUGCUCUGUGCGUAGAAAUAAGUCCAUGUUAAUCUAAUUUGUACCUACAUUGCAUAUGUAGUAACUAGAGAACAUAUAUAUUGUCUGUGGUAGUAAUAUAUGUGAAGAUUGAUAAAACA